AUGAUCGGCACGUCUCUGAGCGAGCUGAUACUUGUUCGCAUUUCCAUAAUUUUAUUUCGAUAUCUUCCAGUCUCAUACGUCGCAUGCCUUCUCUACAGGAUUCUGAAAAGAGAUUUCCCGUGGACCGACUUAACCACAGCAGUGGUGGCCUUGUUGCUAGCAGCAGAAAGCUUGUUCUUCUUCAUGAUAUAUACACCACAUAGGCGGAGAUUGCAGGAGGCGGCAAACCAUCCUGCUCCGUUGUCGCAUAUUGAGCGGAGACGCUUAUUCGACAGUUGUAUGGCAUGUACGCCUCAUCUGGCCGAAUACUUGCGCUGGUGGUUCCUUGGUGCCGACUUGGAAGAUAUUUGUCGGGACAAUCUGCGCGACUUCUUCCUGUGGGCGUUCUUCGACACGGAAGUGAAAAAUCACAACCCAGCAACCAUUGAUCGGGACAUCUGGAAUGAGGUCAACGAGUACGUCACGCUGACAGAAGCACGACUUGGUCACCCCCUGCGCGAGGGACGAGGUCCGGCCAAAAGUUUGCGUCUCACACUAGACGGCAUAUCUACGGCCUACAGAUGUCUACUGUGGUAUUUCAUAGUGUUCCUGGUCGACCAAGCUACACACUUCGUAUUGGUGUGGCACGGGUUUCGUUACUACGCCAGGUCAUUUGAUGUCGCUCAAAGGACCUUUCCUCCACGCCCGCAGGAGUUGUUUGCCAAACGUCGCUCGACCGCACCCGAGCUUGGCUACUGGUUUCUGCCGCAUGCCACUCAUAGCAGAAAUAGGCAAUCCGUUAUUUUCUGGCACGGAAUCGGAAUAGGGCUAUGGACAUAUGUCUGGUUCAUAAUGCAAUUGCGCACUUCCUGGGCUCCAGACCACAGUACGAGCAUACUUGUGCCAGAGAUGCUUCCCAUUUCCUUCCGACUUACGGACCCGCCUCCUCGAAAGGAUGAGCUCUUGAACAUGACGAUGCAAAUUCUGGACCAUCACCAGGGCUGGGAGAGGUUCACGUUGGUGUGUCACUCAUACGGGUCGGUUCCCACAACUCACAUGCUGCGAUCGCCGUCAUUGAGAAGAAGGAUCCAGUCCGUCGUGCUCAUUGAUCCCGUGACGAUCCUUCUACACCUACCAAACAUUGCCUACAACUUCACACGCCGGACGCCGAAGCGGGCGAACGAAUGGCAGCUUUGGUACUUUGCUAGUACCGACUUGGGAGUAGCUCUGUGCCUCGGCCGGCAUUUCUUCUGGCGGGAAAAUAUCACCUGGAUGGAGGAUCUAGUAUUAGAUUCCACCCAGCAGACUGCGCAGGAUCAUUGCAAGGGCGCACAGAGGGUCGCGGUGUGCUUGUCUGGACGAGACUUGAUUGUAGACACGGCGGCAGUCACACGAUAUUUAUCCAGCAGUCCACAAAUCAUGGGUGUCCCAGAAGGUUCCGAGGCCACCAAAGGCAGCAGCAGCAGCGGUGGGUGUGCUGUGGACGGUGUACGAGUUGUGGUGUUUCCCCAUCUGGACCACGCCCAGGUCUUUGACCGAAGGCGCGAGCGCGAGAAAGUUGUCGAGCUUAUUCGGACUACAUGA
Messenger RNA from Metarhizium album ARSEF 1941, 1563 nucleotides. RefSeq lists its product as uncharacterized. The record is from RefSeq and is a predicted model, not a curated record. Lineage: Eukaryota; Fungi; Ascomycota; Sordariomycetes; Hypocreales; Clavicipitaceae. The transcript has a single exon. Bases 1 to 1563 code for a protein of 520 amino acids.